Molecule: messenger RNA, 1575 nt
Organism: Rana temporaria (common frog)
Lineage: Eukaryota; Metazoa; Chordata; Amphibia; Anura; Ranidae
Gene: NFKBIA
Product: NFKB inhibitor alpha
Exons: 6
Coding region: 10-1107 (365 amino acids)
Molecular function (GO): protein binding
Source: RefSeq, a predicted model, not a curated record
CUCCCUUGUAUGAGAAAAGCGGCGAGCUCAGCCCUCGGCACUCACUCCUCUCUAUAUACACCGAGCACGGAGCACCUACCGGACUACUCAUCUACACAGCAUCGUACUUUCCUUGGAUUGUUGUUGUUGAAUCGUUGGAGAAGGAUCACCAUGUCUGCCCGCUUUGUGGAUUACUCUGGGAAUAUGGGGGUGGAUGGAGAUCUCAGGAUACACGGCAAGGACAAGCACUUCCAGAACACCGAGGAUCGCACCGACAGCGGCCUGGACUCCCUGAAAGAGGAGGACUAUGACAGCAUCGUCACUGGCGUCAAGAACAUUUGUAUUCCGAGAUUGGCCGAGCCACAGGACUACGAGCCCGAGCCAUGGAAGCUUCAGGCCAACGAGGAUGGAGAUACGCUUCUCCACCUCGCAAUUAUCCAUGGGGCUAAAGAUCUUGCAGGAGAAGCAAUCAAGAGAUCAUACAGAGAUGGAUAUUAUCUGAACUGCCAGAAUAACCUUCACCAGACACCACUUCAUGUGGCUACAAUCACAGAGGAAGCUGAAAUUGCUGAAAAACUCCUCCAAGCUGGUUGCGACCCGGAAGUCAGAGAUUACCGCGGAAAUACCGCCUUACACAUUGCCUGCGAGCGGGGAUCCCUACGCGGAGUUGGCGUCAUAGUACAAUACAGCAAAUUCCAGAUUCCCUCUCUUCUGCAGUGCUCCAAUUAUGAUGGUCAUACAUGUCUACACCUAGCAUCCAGUAAAGGCUUUCUUGCCAUUGUGGAACACUUGAUCAGUCUGGGAGCAGAUGUUAAUGCUCAGGAGCCUUGCAAUGGGCGCACAGCUCUCCACAUGGCUGUGGAUAAACAGAACCCAGACUUGAUGUUUCUGUUGCUCAAGAACGGAGCCGAUGUGAACAAAGUUACAUACCAAGGCUACUCGCCAUGCCAACUUACCUGGGGAAGGAAUAACUCUCAAAUCCAGCAGCACCUACUGUCUGUGACCGAGAAGAGCUUACAGUACCUUCCAGAGAGUGAGGACGAGGACAGUUCGGACUCCGAAUCAGAACAUUCAGAUGAUGAGUAUAUGUACGAUGACUGCAAGUUGAUGUGCCAAGGUCUGAAUUAGAAGGAUCUAGCAUAAGAGGACUUUAGAGAUGUACUAGGGCAAAUCUUGUCUUGUACAAGGGAGUCCAGCACUAGGACCAGUGAAUCCUUUACCUAGACCUCAAAGGAUGCGACCGAUCCACUGUAGAGUUCUAGAGCCUGAUAAGGUGCUUGUGCUGUCCCAAGACCAUCACAUGAGAAGAGCCAGGAUGUGGAGGAGAGUCCAGAGAACAUUGAACUCUUGAGGUUGAAGACCUGUGACCCCCGAGUCAUUUCUCAAUGAGGUUAUAAUGUGCAUUGGAGCUAAAAUACUGGAGAAAAGAAGAUCCGGAUUCCUAUUAACAUUUAUGGAUGAAGAAGUCUGACACCAGAACUGGCAAAUACAUAAACAUUAUGCUGAAAAUCUUCUGAUGAGAAUUUGAUUACUAAUAUUCUCAGAAUAGGAGGGAUGUGAUCAGAAAAAUAAACUGCACAAUGUAUAUAUUGUAAA